This is a messenger RNA of Engraulis encrasicolus (European anchovy), 3651 nucleotides long. Its product is annotated as phosphoribosyl pyrophosphate synthase-associated protein 1-like. Gene Ontology annotation, cellular component: cytoplasm; ribose phosphate diphosphokinase complex. Gene Ontology annotation, biological process: 5-phosphoribose 1-diphosphate biosynthetic process; purine nucleotide biosynthetic process. Gene Ontology annotation, molecular function: ribose phosphate diphosphokinase activity; ATP binding; magnesium ion binding. Lineage: Eukaryota; Metazoa; Chordata; Actinopteri; Clupeiformes; Engraulidae. The transcript is spliced from 10 exons. Bases 800 to 1954 code for a protein of 384 amino acids. The record is from RefSeq and is a predicted model, not a curated record.
GUGGGAUUUUUUUUUUUAUUCUGACCGCAUUGCAACAAAGUUUACAGUGGUGUGGCUGAAGCCUAAAUUUUGUUAUUUUGUAUCCGAUUGUGUGGCUUGCUACUACUUGAGAAGGAUGUGAAAUGGCAACAUUUUGUAACAUUUAAUCGACGGUUGUGUAAUACGCCUUUAGGAGCGAAGUACAAACGAAGCUAUUGCCUCAGUUGUGCUUGUUUAUGGCAUGGUAGACAAACCCAGCGUUGUGUGAAACGAUCGAUGACUGGCUCUUUCUAACCGUAGUUAGUAGUUGCCUAAACACACCCAUAGGUGGUUGGUUGCUCUGAAUUUGUUUGGGUUGUGUACCUAGUUAGUGAGACGACGUAGGCUAUUUCUCGAAACACAUUCAGGACAGCAGACUGGUACACGCGCUUUUCAAGGUAGUAUGUCCUGCUGGUUUUGAUGCAGAAUCGCUGUUUUCAGUUGCUUUAUCACUAUUGGUGGUCCGGUGGUUUUGUUAUGCGAGUGUUUUUUUAUCAGGCUAUUGCAGGAUAGCGACAGCGACACUGGAAAACAGAGGGCAUCCCUGACACCCAUCCCUGAAGUUCCAGUUAGCCAUAUAGCUCGCACUAUAGGGCGUUUUGUUUUCGGAUUUGUCUACUCUAAAGUAGCAUCAACCACAUAGGUUGUGUUCUAGGCUACAAAUAGUAGGCUUGUGAUAACUGCAGGGCUGCUCUCGUUAGUUUGCCUUAUAGUCUAUUGCAUACCACUGUAAAUUUGUUGUCUUGCGGGUGAAAAAAAGUAUUCGCUGAAAGUUGAAAGUAUGCCAAAAAGUCGUCUGGGACCUCACAAGUCUUUUCUCUCCCUUUCCAAAUCACCGAAGUUGUCCUAUGGUUAUCAGUCCAGGAUGAAUGUCGGCAAAAGUGGUUACCGUGUCUUCUCUGCAAACUCCACAACAGCAUGCACAGAACUCGCCAAGAAGAUCACCGAACGGCUUGGUGUUGAGCUGGGGAAGUCUGUAGUAUAUCAGGAGUCCAACAGAGAGACCAGAGUGGACGUUAAGGAGUCUGUGCGUGGGCAGGACAUCUUCAUUAUCCAGACCAUACCCAGAGAUGUGAACACGGCGAUCAUGGAGCUCCUGAUCAUGGCGUACGCCCUGAAGACCUCGUGUGCCAAGAACAUCAUUGGGGUCCUCCCCUACUUCCCCUACAGCAAGCAGUGCAAGAUGCGGAAGAGGGGCGCCAUCGUCUGCAAACUGCUGGCCUCCAUGCUCGCCAAAGCAGGUUUAACCCACAUCAUUACCAUGGACCUGCACCAGAAGGAGAUCCAGGGCUUCUUUGGCUUUCCUGUUGACAACCUGCGCGCGUCCCCCUUCCUCAUCCAGUACAUACAGGAGGAGAUUCCCGAUUACAGAAAUGCUAUUAUCGUCUCCAAAUCCCCGGCAGCGGCAAAGAGAGCUCAGUCGUAUGCCGAGCGGCUGCGUCUGGGCCUGGCGGUGAUCCACGGUGAGGCCCAGUGCUCCGAGUCGGAGAUGGACGACGGACGGCAGUCUCCCCCGCUGGUACGCACCACCAGCGGCCAUCCCGGCCUCGACCUGCCCUUGAUGAUGGCGAAGGAGAAGCCGCCCAUUACCGUGGUGGGAGACGUCGGUGGAAGAAUCGCAAUUAUUAUUGAUGACAUCAUCGAUGACGUGGAGAACUUUGUGGCGGCCGCGGAGCUCCUGAAGGAGCGAGGGGCCUACAAGAUCUACAUCAUGGCCACGCACGGCGUCCUGUCUGCAGACGCGCCCCGGCUCAUCGAGGAGUCCGCCAUCGACGAGGUUGUGGUGACCAACACGGUUCCUCACGAGGUGCAGAAGCUGCAGUGUCCGAAGAUCAAGACCGUGGACGUCAGCAUGAUCCUGGCCGAGGCCAUCCGCCGCAUCCACAACGGAGAGUCCAUGGCCUACCUGUUCCGGAACAUCACCGUGGACGACUGAUCAGACCCAACCAAUCGGCCAAUCAGGGGCGGGGACUGAGGAUCAGGGAGAGCCGGAAGAGGAAGAGGAGGAGGAGGAAGCGGAGGAGGAGGAGGAGAGGAUAGGAAGACUGCGGAGAGGAGAGGACAGGAGAGGAGAAGGAAGAGGAAGAGGAAGAGGAGGGACCAAGCGUGGCUGCCUGUUACCCCAUUGGCUAAGAGACACUCGUACGCAUACACACACAUACACGCAAACACGCACACUUGUUGAAUGAACACACGUGUAUCCUGCAUAGUCACUUCCACCCACCAUAUCUAUCUCGAUCUCUUCUCUCUGUUUCUCUCUUUGGUUCUCUCUUUGGUUCUCUCUCUCUCUCUCUCUCUCUCUCUUUCUUUCUUUCUUUCUUUCUUUCUUUCUUUCUUUCUCUCUCUCUCUCUCUCUCUCUCUCUCUCUCUCUCUCUCUCUCUCUCUCUCUCUCUACAUGUACACACGCGCGCGCACACACACACACACACACACACACACACACACAUGAUUCAUGUCAAACUUGAUCGCCCGUUGCAAGCCCGCACUGAGACCAAGGAUCCAGCCGAUCUGCCUUCUUUUUUUUGUCCUAAUUCACACAGUUACUGUGAGUCGAUGGCUGACCACUACAUACAGUUACUGUGAGUCGAUGGCUGACCACUACAUACAUUUGAUCACGUAGCAAUACUGUGCUAUGGAGGGGAACACGCACACGCACACGCACACGCACACGCACACACACACAAGUGUGCAGGAACAGAAGUCCUGUGACGUGACUCUGCCUGCUGCAUGCUGCGUUGGUUGUACAUGAGGGUGUGGUGGACUGGCCGCUGUCAUGCUUUAAGUUUUGUCAGAGGACGCGCUUAACCUCUUGGGAAAAAAAUGAAUGAAUGUCUUUGGGUGCGCGAUAAAAGGUAUCAACUGAAAGAAGAAAAAUCCGCACUGACAAAUUUAAGUCUCAUUAUUUAUUUAUUGAUUACCACCAUCUCCAAAAGCAAACACGUUUCGGCUAUCAAGCCUUCAUCAGCGCACUGAUAGCCGAAACGCGUUUGCUUUUGGACAUGGUGGUAAUAUAAAUAAAGGUAACAUUUUAUUUUAGGGAUACAUCUAUUAGCACUAAUACAUACAAUGUUAAUGCCUGCAUAAGUAACUUGUAAGGCAUGUACUAAGCAAACGCUAAGGCCUACUAGGUCCUUACUAAAGUUAAAUUGGUAAUAAAUCCCUUAUUGUGCAUGAACAAGACAUUUGCGAAUACAUGCCUAACAAAUGUUUGAUUUUGCUUUGUACAUGCCUUACAAGUUACCUAUACAGGAACAUUGUAUUAGUAUGUAUUAGUGCUAAUAGAUGUAUCCCUAAAAUAAAGUGUUACCUAAAUGAACGCCGUCAUACUUUGUCAUCUGAGAAGUAAGUUCCCUGGGAAGUGGUCGCGUUCCCCCGCGUGGGAAGUGGUCAGUCGGGCUUCCUGUCUGAGCUUCGUCUUUUAGCGACACAAAAUGCGGAGGUUACUUCACAGGACAGUACAACGCAGUCCACAGGCUUUUCACAACUUUUGAAGGUCAAAUUUGUUGAAGCGUUUUUGCAGACAGACAGUUUGGUUCAGUAUACGUAUCUGUAAGCAAUAAAUAAUGAAGCAUUAGCAGGACUGUUAUGAAUAUUUUACAAAACUGAAAUUAAUAAAUGGCCCUGAUAUGGUU